AUGCGCAUUAGAAAGCGGAAGACCAGGUGGCUGGCGCGCUUUCCAGCGCUCCUGCACAGCGCACCAGGGAGCUGCUCUUCCGGUUUCUGUCACGCGCAAGUCCUGUUUCAGUACCCGGUGCCAAAAAGCUUAGCCACCACUGUUGCUAAUGCUAGCUUUUUUUUCUGCUUUGGGGGAAAAACUUACACAGCACUUGAAGAAGCAGCAAAACGCUUCCAGGAAUUAAAAGCACAAAGAGAAAGUAAAGAAGCACUUGAGAUUGAGAGGAAUUCCAGAAAACCGCCUCCGUAUAAACACAUUAAAUCCAACAAAGUGGUAGGAAAAGUCCAGAUCCAAGUUGCGGACCUGUCCGAGAUCCCACGGUGUAACUGUAAGCCAGCGGAUGAGAACCCUUGUGGCCUGGAGUCAGAGUGCUUAAAUCGAAUGCUGCAGUACGAGUGUCACCCUCAAGUUUGCCCUGCGGGAGAACGCUGCCAAAACCAGUGCUUUACCAAGAGACUCUAUCCGGAAGCAGAAAUCAUCAAAACUGAUCGACGCGGCUGGGGUCUGCGGACCAAACGGAACAUUAAAAAGGGUGAAUUUGUCAACGAAUAUGUUGGUGAAUUAAUUGAUGAAGAAGAGUGCAGAUUGCGAAUUAAGCGUGCCCAUGAGAACAGCGUGACCAAUUUUUAUAUGUUAACUGUUACAAAG
Notechis scutatus (mainland tiger snake) is the source of this 690-nucleotide messenger RNA. The record is from RefSeq and is a predicted model, not a curated record. Lineage: Eukaryota; Metazoa; Chordata; Lepidosauria; Squamata; Elapidae.